This is a messenger RNA of Triticum turgidum subsp. durum (durum wheat), 645 nucleotides long. The record is from the annotation of a GenBank genome assembly. Lineage: Eukaryota; Viridiplantae; Streptophyta; Magnoliopsida; Poales; Poaceae.
AUGAAAGAGGCGAUCAGAAUGGUACCCGAAUCCAUUUACGAUCCCGAGUUUCCAGACACAUCGCACUUCCGCUCGGGUCGAGGCUGCCACUCGGCCCUCAGACGGAUCAAAGAAGAGUGGGGAACCUCUCGCUGGUUUUUGGAAUUCGACAUCAGGAAGUGUUUUCACACCAUCGAUCGACAUCGAUUCAUCUCAAUAUUGAAGGAAGAGAUCGACGAUUCCAAGUUCUUUUACCCCACUCAGAAAAAGUUUUCCGCCGGACGACUCGUAGGUGGUGAGAAGGGCCCUGACUCCAUCCCAAACAGUGUACUACUAUCGGCCCUACCAGGCAAUAUCUACCUACACAAGCUCGAUCAGGAGAUAGGGAGGAUCCGGCAGAAGCACGAAAUUCCUCUUGUAGUGAAAAUAAGAUCGGUUAUAUUAAGAAUAGGUCGUCGUAUUGAUGACCAAGAAAAGUAUGGAAAAGAAGCAAGCUUCAACGCUCCCCAAGACAACAGAGCCCUCAUAGUGGGGAGGGUAAAGAGCAUCCAAUGCAAAGCGACCUUUCAUUCCCUUGUUUCGACGUGGCACACCCCCCCACAAGCACCCCCAGGCGAAGGGGAGACCAGAAAACGCUUUUCGUUUUCCCCCCUUCAGCGGCCCUAG